This is a messenger RNA of Amborella trichopoda, 1478 nucleotides long. Its product is annotated as UPF0496 protein At1g20180. Lineage: Eukaryota; Viridiplantae; Streptophyta; Magnoliopsida; Amborellales; Amborellaceae. The record is from RefSeq and is a predicted model, not a curated record.
UUGGAGUGACCAUAGGGACACAUAUCGCUGUGUUCUAAUUGAGAGAGACUUAUAGGGAGUUGCCUCAACGACAAGUAGAGUGUGUGUGUUUUUGGGUCCAUAAAUCUUGUUGCAAUUUGCAGACACAGGUUUAGCGAGAUGAAGAUGUGGGGGAAGCUCAGGGCAUCCAAACCAAGCUCCUUGUUUAAUCAAGAGAAGAGAAACACAACCACACGCCCUACCCUCAAUGUAAAUGAGGAGUUCUCCAAAGCUCUUCGCACUCACUCCUACACCGACUUCUUCAACAAAGCCGACCUCCACCUCCACCUCCACCACCAACAAAUCCAGGCCUCGUCUCCACCACCAAUGAAACAACCUCCCCCCUAUCCUCCACUACCAACACCUCAGCCACCACCAUCUUACACCCAUCUCCUCCUAGAACCAAGCCAAGAUACCAUAACCACCAUGCUAAACCACAAAUGCUUUGCCAAAAAACCGCGCCUUUGCGAAUUAGUUGCGUCGUACUUCACAACUAGCGCCGAGGCCUCUGACACAUGUGUUGUGCUUCUCCAAAGCCUUGCCCAAGCUCGCUUGGACUGCCGCCUCCUACUCCAUGCCCUACAUCUCCCGGCCGAACAAUCCAUUCCUGUGCUAGAUGCACUUGAGCUUUUCAUACAUCUGCCCAACCCCUUUGACACCAUUCGUGACCGCCUCUCCGCCAUACACCACCACCAAGCAACCGUACACAACAUUUUACGUAGAGCACGCAGAAAACUAGCCCGCCGUGCCAGGCUCCUGGCAGCUGGCAAGCAGGUAGCAGGGUGGUGCGCAAUGUUGGCCUCGGGCGCACUGGCAGCCCUUGCACUCGCACUCGCGGUGCAUUGCUUUGUUGGUGUCGUGGCCGGGCCUCUAUUACUGAGUGGUGUGCCUCUACUUCCAAAAAAAAAGAGCAGGGCAAAGGAUAUGGGCCUGUCUGGACAAUUGGACACGGCGACUAAGGGUGCGUAUAUUUUGAACGCAGAUUUCGACACUGUAGAGCGCCUCGUGGCGAGACUGAUAGAUGAAAUUGAGCAUGAGAAGGGGUUGAUUGCGUUCUGUUUGGAUAGGAGGGAGGAGAGGUGGGCUUUGAUUGAGGUGGUGAAGCAGCUGAGGAAAAGUGAGUGGGGUUUCAGGCAGCAAGCUGAGGAGUUGAUGGAGCACUUGUGCCUCUGCUUGCUCACCAUUAACAGGGCGAGGAUGCUGGUUUUCAGAGAGAUUUCGGCUCACCUGGCUUCACAUAGAGGGUGAUAGUGCAUCGCCAUUGAUUCUUUCAAGUAUUCAUUGAGUUUGUCGCUCGACAAGGUUUAGUGUUUUCAGGGAAGAACACUUGUGAAUAGCUAUUACUUUUACCCUAAACAUAUUUAAGUUUGCAAUAUGUAAAUAUAUAGAUAAUUAUACACUUGAGAGUUUAUUUGUUGAUUAUAGAUAUGGGUAUAAUGUAAUGUGCUGAGGUGCAUUGA